Molecule: messenger RNA, 4143 nt
Organism: Elgaria multicarinata webbii
Lineage: Eukaryota; Metazoa; Chordata; Lepidosauria; Squamata; Anguidae
Gene: TRAK1
Product: trafficking kinesin protein 1
Exons: 17
Coding region: 708-3371 (887 amino acids)
Biological process (GO): mitochondrion distribution; protein targeting; vesicle transport along microtubule
Cellular component (GO): cytoplasmic vesicle; dendrite; mitochondrion
Molecular function (GO): myosin binding; GABA receptor binding
Source: RefSeq, a predicted model, not a curated record
GGGGGGUCCCUUCCGCUCGCGCCGAGGGAGAGCGCGAGUCACGCGCUCGUUUUUUCAAGGGGAAGAGCCCAGCCGCCGUUUCCGACUGGUGGAAGUGGCGGGUUUUCUGCUUUCCCUGCCGGCUCGUGUCCCUUGGCGGCGUGGGCAGUUUCGCCGCUCUCUGGCCGCCGCCUGGGCGCUUCUUCAGAUCUUUCAAGGAAGCCAACGACGGAAAAGAGACACGCCUGCAUUUUCUACCUCUGCCAGACCCAGUCUCCAGUGCUGGCCCCCCUGAUGGCAGUUGGCACUUCCCUGUGAAACCUGCCAAGCUGGCCGCCACAGCUUUGAACGACUGCACUUUGGCUGCCACUGUGCCCUCUCCUGAGACAACCAACCAUGCAGUCCUAGCCUGUAAUGCAGGCAUUCAUGAAGAGCACUAUGUAAGUGAAGCCGUGGAAAAUGAGGUGUCAGACUACAGGGAGUACAGAGAUGCCGGCACCAUUACCGAUGUGUGCAAUAGUACUGAUCUUCCCGAAGUUGAAAUCAUCAGCCUGCUGGAAGAGCAGCUGCCCCACUACAAGUUAAGAGCAGAUACAAUCUAUGGUUAUGACCACGACGACUGGCUUCAUACUCCGCUCAUUUCUCCAGAUGCUAAUAUUGACUUAACAACUGAGCAAAUUGAAGAGACACUGAAAUACUUCCUUUUAUGUGCUGAAAGAGUGGGCCAGAUGACUAAAACAUACAAUGAUAUUGAUGCUGUUACACGACUUCUUGAAGAGAAAGAGCGGGAUUUAGAAUUAGCUGCUCGAAUUGGCCAGUCAUUGUUAAAGAAGAAUAAAACUCUAACUGAGAGGAAUGAACUCCUUGAAGAACAAGUAGAGCAUAUCAGGGAAGAGGUUUCUCAGCUACGUCAUGAGCUGUCCAUGAAAGAUGAACUGCUUCAGUUUUAUACCAGUGCUGCUGAAGAGAGUGAGCCAGAAUCCAUCUGUUCAACUCCGUUGAAGAGGAAUGAGUCGUCUUCAUCCGUCCAGAACUAUUUUCAUUUAGAUUCUCUUCAAAAGAAACUUAAAGACCUUGAAGAGGAAAAUGUUGUGCUUAGAUCAGAGGCCUGCCAGCUGAAGACCGAGACCAUUACUUAUGAAGAGAAAGAGCAGCAACUUGUGAAUGACUGUGUGAAGGAGCUCAGAGAUGCAAAUAUCCAGAUUGCCAGUAUCUCUGAAGAGUUGUCCAAGAAAACUGAAGAUGCUGCACGACAGCAGGAAGAAAUCACCCAUCUUCUCUCUCAAAUAGUGGAUCUGCAGAAAAAGGCAAAAGCUUGUACAGUGGAAAAUGAAGAACUUGUCCAACAUUUGGGAGCAGCUAAAGAUGCCCAAAGGCAGCUCACAGCAGAAUUACGAGAGUUGGAAGACAAGUAUGCAGAGUGCAUGGAAAUGCUUCAUGAGGCACAAGAAGAGCUGAAGAACCUUCGGAACAAAACAAUGCCAAAUGCCAUAUCACGCCGUUACCACUCAUUAGGCCUUUUCCCCAUGGACUCCUUGGCUGCAGAAAUUGAAGGCUCAAUGCGAAAAGAACUGCAUCUAGAUGAUUCUGACUCCCCUGACUUAACCCAUCCCAAGAGAGUCUUUGACACAGUGCGAAACGUCAACCAGGUGGUAAAGCAGAGAUCGCUAACUCCAUCUCCGAUGAACAUCCCAGGAUCUAACCAGUCUUCAGCAAUGAACUCGGUCAUUUCUAGUUGUGUCAGCACACCAAGAUCCAGCUUCUAUGGAGGAGACAUCUCCAAUAUUGUGAUAGACAACAAGACUAAUAGCAUCAUCCUAGAAACUGAAUCUACUGACUCUGGAAAUGAAGAAAAGAACAAAAAACCUGGAACCCCGGGAACACCUGGUUCUAGUGACCUGGAAACAGCCCUUCGAAGGUUGUCGCUUCGGAGAGAGAACUACCUGUCGGAGAGGAAGUUCUUUGAAGAAGAGCAGGAAAGAAAGCUAAGAGAACUGGCUGAGAAGGGGGAAAUCCAUAGUGGCUCCAUUACUCCAACAGACAGUAUCAUGUCAUUGGGAACUCACUCCAGGUUUUCUGAAUUUACUGGAUAUUCAGGAAUGUCCAUCAGCAGUCGCUCAUACCUCCCAGAAAAGCUUCAGAUUGUGAAGCCCUUAGAAGGUUCCGCCACUUUGCACCAUUGGCAGCAGCUUGCUCAGCCUCAUCUGGGGGGCAUCCUGGACCCACGGCCCGGGGUUGUUACAAAGGGCUUCCGGACUCUUGACCUCGACAUGGAUGAAGUAUACUGCCUUAAUGAUUUUGAAGAAGAUGAGUCAGGUGACAUUACAUACAAGGGCCUAACUACCUCGACGCCGAUUCAGCACACCGAGACCUCAGGUGAGAGGUCCCAAGCACAAGUGACUGUUUCAGACAGCGAGAAUUACCCAAGUCGCUCUCAGGCUUUCCCAGAGGAGAUGCAGGAGCCCACGACUGACGAUGAUGAGGGGUCUGUACAUCAUCCUGGGAAGUGCAUGUCACAAACCAACUCCACCUUCACCUUCACCACCUGCCGCAUUCUACAUCCUUCCGAUGAGCUCACACGAGUCACUCCAAGCCUUAACGCAGCACCUACUCCAGCUUGUAGCAGCGUUGGCAAUUUGAAAGGCACCCCGGUGGCUACCCCUUGCACUCCUCGGCGUCUGAGCUUGGUAGAAUCCUUCACUAACCUUCGUGAGUCCACAACGACUAUGAGCACAUCCUUGGGGCUGGUAUGGCUACUCAAGGAACGGGGGAUAUCGGCAGCAGUGUACAACCCGCAAAGCUGGGACCGAGCGGGCAGGGGCACCCUCCUGAGCACGUAUGCUCCCAAAAUGGCUGCCAUUCCUUCCACUCCUCCCAACUCGCCUAUGCAGACACCCUCUUCUUCCCCGCCGUCUUUUGAAUUCAAAUGCACGAGUCCUCCUUAUGACAACUUCCUGGCUUCCAAGCCGGCCAGCUCCAUUCUGAAGGAGGUGAGGGACAAAAAGAACAUCAGGAACAGUGAGAGUCAGACUGAUGUGUCCGUCUCUAACCUUAACCUAGUGGACAAAGUAAAAAAGUUUGGAAUUGCCAAAGUAGUUAGCUCGGGCCAAACAGAAGCUCCUCCAUUAACUGAUGAACGGGGACCUCUUCUUUGUGGGGCACAACGGCCAGUGAAGGCCUUUGUUCCAGGAGGCCUUGUACAAGAAGGCCUGCCCUUGGGUUGUCCUUCUGUAACAAGUGGUAUUGGGGGCAUUCAGUUGAACAGUGGCAUUAGAAGGAAUCGAAGCUUCCCGACCAUGGUGGGUUCCAGCAUGCAGAUGAAAGGGCCAUCAACUUUAACACCUGGCAUCCUGAUGGGAGCUAAGCUUCCUAAGCAGACGAGCUUACGAUGAAUGACUUGGUAAAAUGGCUGGUCUUCUAAAGAGAUACCAACAAUCCUCCUUCAGACAUUUUUUUUUAAAAAAAAGAAAAAAGAUUUUUCUUCCAUUUGCUAUUGAGUUUGACAAAUCAACUUUGUGCCUAAAUGGGAAAAAAAGAGUGUAAACUUUGUACAGGAUGUAAAUAUGUACCAGAUGUAUUAUAAAUGAAUCAUGACACCGUUUUGACAAUUUAACAUGCUAACUUUUGAAAGGGUGUUUUGUUUUUCUUUGCACUGAAAAAAAAAAGGCAAUUCUUGGACAGGGAAAAAAACAGAUGAAUUCUCUAGUUAGCCUAGCUUGACAUUGGAAAUAGCCUCAUCCAGCAAGGAUUACUGCUCAUGUUAUCAGAAUUGCGGAAUAUCAGCACACAGUAACUCCCCUAAACACAAGGAGUCUUCGUCAUUCAUGAAGUGUUCCUCAAAACAUUAGCUUAGUGGUUUGACACUUUUAUUUUGCCUGUCUGGAGGAGAGAAAAUAUCCUAGCUCAUGGCUUGUAUGCCUAACUGAUUUAAAGGGUUUUUUUUUCCUUUCACAAUAAACUUGAAAUAAUAAUAUGUGUUGAGAAUGACUGCUAAGCCUGCUAGGUGCCUAGAAAGAGAACACGCCUCUGCUGCUGCUGCUGUUUCUAGCACGUUCAUGGUCUGUGUUUAGGAUUAUUUUCAGAGCUGCACUGGAGCGUGGAAGGAAAAAUGCUUUAAAUCGUGUUUUGUUGUGGACACUGAAAACACAUGCCUUGCAAACAAAA